GAGCGGCAAAGCGCUCCCCGGGGGUAUUGUGUAUGGGCUGCGGCCCAGAGAUUGCAGGCCCAGGAGGCAGCUCCACCACAGGAGACAAGACACGCCUCAGACCGGGCAAAUUCCCGGCCUCCUGUGGCCCCAAGCCAGCAGCCGCCGCCCGCCACCUCGUCGCCUUCUCCGCUGUUGCCCCGGCCACACCGCUGACCCCGAACUAGCUCGCGCCUGAGCGCGUGGUCCCUUGGCGCUGGGACGCUGGCGAGGUGGGACGAGACCGAUGUGGCGCAUGCGUGGUGGCGCGACCAGGCACGGGAGCUGCGGGGGCAGAGGCAGCGGUGGGGCCAGGAACGGGCAUGGCCGACCGUGCCGGGCUCGUGGGGGUGGCAGCUGCGGCGUGGGCUGGCGCGGUCGUGCGGGCGGCGCCCGGCAGCAGCUAGAGGAGCGGUUCGCCGACCUUGCGGCGAGCCAUUUGGAGGCCCUUCGCACGCGAGACGAGCGGGACCGGCAGAACGCGCGGCUGCGCGAGGAGAACGCCCGGCUGCGGCUUGAGAACCGGCGGCUGAAGCGCGAAAACCGCAGCCUCUUCCGCCAGGCCUUGCGGUUCCCCGGCGAGGGCGGUGACGGGGCGCCCGCGGAGGCGGCGACAGCGACCCCAGGUUCUGAAGGGGCCGGCACAAACUGGAGGACGAGUGGCGGCGGCCCGGACCGCGAGCCGGGCAGCCCCAGGGCCCUAAGGGCCCGCCUCGAGAAGCUGGAGGCCAUGUACCGCCGGGCCCUGCUGCAACUGCACCUGGAACAGCGUGGGCCACGCCCGGGGGGAGACCCGGAGGAGCUGUCUUUGCGUGAACCCGAGCCUGGCGUCUGACCCCUGGACCCAGAGCCCCCAGAGCCCCCAGAGCCGUGGCUGUAGCUGGAGGCCGCAACCUGGGAGGGGCGGGGCCUUGUGCAGCCCCUCCCCCUAGACUUCCGGCUCCCCUACUUAGCGCCCUCCCCAGGCCGCGCUGGGCCCUGGGAACCUGUCUGCUGAGCUGGUGCGGGGGACUCUUGUCGGGAGGCUGAGCAGGUUGCAGGUCUCCGGAGACUAGAUGAGUGCAGAACUUCUACGUCUUGCGACUGCUGGUGUCCAGGGAGAGAGGCCUAAGGACGGAAAGGCGUGUUUUAAAACAGCAAGAAGUCUGUGUCAGGCAACAAGUCUUAAUGCCUGAACUUUUGUGGGUGUCAUAAGGAACUAUUAUAAUUUUUUACUCUAUUUUGGUUCUUUGAGGGGCGAAAUGCGCGUUUUUAGUUGGUUGUGUAUUUUUGUUCCUUCUUCAAUCCCCUAAAGCCUCCAGCCAUUAUAUUUUUUGUGGCCAACAUUCUAAGUAUUGUUUUUAUAAAUUGAUAUUACUUGGAUUUCUUAUAAAGUACCACCCUUUUUUAUGCAAAAGGUAUUAUUUAUGACUUAGGAACUCAGUCUGCCUCUGGCUCUAGUCCUUAUACAUCUAAUAUAUAUUGAUUUGUUUACCCCCUCCCAAGGAAUUUUUUAAAUUCUGCAUAUAAGUGAUCAUUUAAAUUGGUAAAUAAAUCUGGUGCAUUAAAAAUGACCUAAAAACACCCCAUGACUAUUAAGUAAAGUUUGUUAAAUGUUUACAUUUGUUUCUUUAAGAUUUUAAGAACUAUUUUACAUAUUUUAAUAUCUAACCUGUUACCCUUUGCAAGUUAACUUUUUUUCCCGCCAUAUGUAAUAGCAUUUUAAAUAAUCCGAAGAUAGUGUAAACACUUCAUUAUUUUAUUACAUUUAGACUUGGUAUUAGAGUAUCAUAUCUACUUCUCCUAAUUUUGACUGCUUAAGAACUUUAGGAAAUUAUUAAUUGUUUGUAUAUCAGAAGCCCUAAAACAAGAUGAUUUAAGUCUCAACUGUGAUUUCAGUGGCAGAAAGUCAUUAAUUCUACACCAAAUGUUCUAAAAUCACUCCAGUGCAAUUUGUUAAUGAAUAACACUUUUUAUUACCAAGUAGUGAAGAGGAUACCAUUGUACCUGAUAAAAAUCAUGGGUGUAAGAGAGUGUUACAGUGCUGGAACACUUCGGUUCCAAAAUCAGAGAAACCGUGAGAAGAGUUUUUAUAAAUGAUAAUGAGUUAGAGUUUUUAUUUGUAGCAUACUCCACAAGUUUUAAAUAUAUAGCAUAUAAUAUAAAACAAGUUGCCAAAAAAAUAGUUUUGUGAGUUUUAUAGUCCUGGGUGUUGAAGACACUAUGCAUUAUAUUUACAGGUAGUUGAUAUUUACUGUAUUUUGCUGUGUACACCCAUGUUUUUGGCCCAAACUUUCAGGAAAAAAAUCUUUUGUUUUAAUUUUUUAAUUCAGUUUUUAUUUAUUUAUAUUUAGAUACUUGUUUUUUUUUGUAUUAUAAAGGAAUUUUUAGCAUUUACUUUUGAACGUACAUGGUACAAGAAAUUUUAUGUAACUUACAGUUACAUAACACGAACAGAUACGAGGUACAAGAAAUGUUAUGUACUGUUACAAAUUGAUUAUUAUACCUAUGUAUAAUGGACAGUCAUAUUUUUCCCUCAAAAAUUUGGGCAAAAAAGUGCAUUAUACAUGGCAAAAUAUGGGUAGUUGUGAAUAUUAAAAUCUUCCCUUAUGACAGAAAAAUGAGAAGAAACAGUGAGAAUAGGUAGGUAUAUAAAAAGUAUUUCUAUCUCCUUUAGUUCAUUUCCUAAUUAUCAAAGAAAUUAAAUAUUUUUAGGUGUCAGUAGGAAUUGCGGAAAGGGAAAAAGUAUAUCUGCUCUACUGCUACUUAACUUUGGGUAUAAAUUAGUUAAUCUCUCAUCAUUAAAAUGAGUAUAACCUACCUAAAAAUGUUACACAAAUUUUAGUGAGAUUCUGUGUAUAAUAAAUGCCUGCUUCAAAGUAAAUGCGCUAUCAGUAAGAAUUACAGCCCAAAAUGUGAAAGUCAUAAAUUAAUAUUUUUCUGACACCUUCCCUUGCCUUCUGUAUUUUGGUCCUUUAUAGAAAUGUUGACAUUUUCCACUUCUUUAUUUGUUAAUAUAGUAAACACAUAAGCUAAAGCUCUAUGUAAUAUGAGAAUAAUGUUAUAAAAGAUACAAAAUAUUGCCAAUUAUAAAAUUGGGAAUAGUCAACAAAAAUUCAAAAUGUUUAAUUUAUAUAGUUUUUAAACACCUUUUGUCUUAAAACCAUAUGCAAUAUAAAUGUGUAAAGUAAUGAGGCAUGCACAAAGGACUAUAUUUUAGCUUAAUUCCUGAAAACUUAAAAAAUCUUAAUCCAAAUGCCCCAUAAAAUGGAUUAAGGCUAACUGUAUUUCGACUUUGUUGAAGUUACCUAUUGAUAAUUGAUGAGAUAUCAUGAAAUAACAUAAAAAUGAUAUAUUAAAGUAUAGACCUGUUUAAGAAAUGGGUAAUAACUGGUUUUAGAAAAGUUAUUAAACAAGUUCAAUCUGGGACCUUGUUUAAAAUAAACAAAACCUGCAGAUCAUUAUACCUGUUAAAAUAACAUUUGAUUUUCAAAAUUUCAAAUUUGCUCUUAUGUAAUGAAAAGAGGGCUUAUAAGUUGUAUAAAUGAGCAACAAAAAUGUGUCAGUGAGGAGAGUUGACAUUUUUUCAUCAGCAACUUUUUGCAUGGCUACCACUCUCAAAAAUAUACUUUUUGGGUUUUAAUUAAAUUAAAAUAUAAAUUAAAGCAAUAUAAAACGAGUACUUAUAUAGGUUAUAGAAUACAUUUUCCUUGCUAAAUUUGAACACUGUAAAUAUUAAAGAUUUCUUGAAAACAAUUUUUUGUUGUUUAAAUAGUCUUAGAUUUAGGUUUGCCAAUUCAUGAAUAGUGACAGGAUGAAACUAAUACCAAAUUAUUUAAUGAACUGAAUUAUCACUAUUGGUUAAGUAAUUAUUAGCAGCAUGACUUUGAUUCUAGUCCAAAAUACCAUUUUCUGUUUUAUUACAAGGAAAAUAUUUUUACUUAGAAUUUGUCACAAAAUCUUCAUGAAUGACACAAUUUAAUAUUUCUGUUUAGUGAUUAAUAGAGCAAGUAUAAAUUCUAUUCUAUAAACUUUUUUCUGAUAUAUAUCUUGUCUAUCUGAUAUAAACAAUAUUUACACAAUGCAAAUAUAAACAAAAAAACCCAGUAACAUUUAGGUAAUAUCCACCUCUGACUUUAUGAGGAAAAUUAUAUUCAAAUUUUAAAUUAUAAAGCAUCUCUGAAUGGUCAGAAUUAAACUACAUCGUGUUUUGUCCAUAGCAGAUUUUGCUUAUAAAGUUCAUAUUCAGAAUCUCAUCAGAGUCAUCUUUGCAUAUUUCAUGAUUAUUUAUUAGUAAGGGAGUUCUUUUUUAAAGCCAAACUGUCAGACAUCUCUUGUACUUUGAGGCAACACUAGAGAAAUGACAGCAGUGAGUUUGUUAGGUGCUUGAUUCUUACUUGAAUAAUUAACAUUCUGUUCUAAAAACUGAGUUAUCUAAGGCAGAAACUUGAACAAUCUAUCUCAGCAAUUUUCAACUUGUGAGCGGCAAGAAUUUUUAAAAUGUGCAAUACCUGACUAGUCGGGGGCAUUAACCUUUUUUCUCUUAGAUUCUCAAAUUAAAAAAUGAUAACAGCCAACACAACACAGUUGUGUGGUGUGAAUGAAUCAAAAUGAUACCUAUUUAGUCAGAUUGGCAAAAUACACUUUUUCAAGUGCCAUUGAUUUUUAAUUAGUUUAUGUGUGCCAUGAGAUGAAAAAGGUUGGAAACCACUAAUCUAUAUUAUAUCCCAUACUUAGGACUAAUAAAUGUGUCCCUUGGCCUUUCAUUUUUCCAGAUUUCCUCACUUUAUCUUUGACUUUAUUGUUUUAAAUAUAUAAUGUGUUUUGUAUUUUACACUUAAUGAAUCUGCCUUUAGUUUGAUGAAGAUUUUGUUACUAAUAAUUAAGAAACCCAAAACUUAAAAACAAUGAUGACUUUUUUUUUAAGAUUUUAUUUAUUUAUCUUUAGAGGGGAAGGGAAGGAGAGAGGGAGAGAAACAUCAAUGUAUGGUUGCCUUUCGUGCGUCCCCUGCUGGGAAGUGGCUGGCAGGGAACCUGCCUGCAACCCAGGCAUGUGCCCUGACUGGGAAUCGAACCACGAUUGUCUGGUGCGCAGGACCGUGCUCAAUCCACUGAGCUACACCAGCCAGGGCAAACGAUGAUUUUUAAAAAUCUAGUAAAAUUUCUAAUUCAGGGGCUUCAAGGUGUCAGGAAGCUCUGUUCUACAUGUUCAUUCAGGGUCUCAGAUUAAUUUAAUCAUGUUCUAAAGCAGCCCCGUGUCAUUCAUUGUUUUACUGCAUGGUAAAUGGUUCACUUCCAGAACCAGGUCUCAGCAUUCCAGGAAGGUAAAAAAGAGGCCUAUCCAGAUCUGAAAACGAUAUACAUUUUCCUGGUCACAUUAUAUUGGCAAAACUUCAGCACAUGACCCACUUAACUUCAAAGGCGGCUAAGAAAUGUAGUCAAGCUGUAGUCUUUUGCUGAGGUAGUAUUUUAGUACUUCAAAAUAAUUGGAGAACUCAUUUUGGUGGACUACCAUCUUAAUGGAGGCAGGCAUUUCCUUAAAUUUUGUAAAGAAUUUAUAAGUCUUGGUACAGCAUCUUAAAAACUAUAUAACAAAAACAUAAUGUGAUUUCUUUAUAGUUUUUUAAAACUUUGACCUUUUUAUUCCCUUUGGUACUAUCGAGUGUAAAAGAUAAGAUUGCUUGAAAUAAGCAAGCAAACAUAGCUAUUACCUUUUAUAUAGGAAAUCUCAAUAAAGAAUGAACCGUUUUUGAAUUCAGCAUUUGUCAUAAAAGAUAUGGUUUUAAAAACCUAUAUUUGGUAAACAUUCUAUUUCAUAUGUAAAUGUAUGUAUAACUUGAGAGAGAUACAUUUUCUCUUCAUUCUGUUUCUUAUUUACUAGUAUGCUACAACUUUUAGAGCUGAAAGAGACUUUAAAGGGUUUUAGCCAGCAUCCUUCAGACUUUUUGCCAGCAACCUAACAGCUUUCACAGAGAACCAACCACAUCUACAUUGCACUUCGUAAUUUAGAAUAUGCUAAUCACAAUCCUAGGUAGUAUUAGUCCUUCCUGUUUAUGAAUGAGAAAACUGAUGAACAAAGAAAUUGAAUAACUUCCAAGUUCAAAAAAUUAUUUAAAAACUUUUGAAGUAGCAAUAUAAUUGACAUGGUCUAUCACUUUUAGGACGAGUAGAUGAUUUAAUGUAUGUAUAUAUUGCAAACUGAUUACCACAAUAAGUUAACAUUCAUCACCAACAGAUACAUUUUUUCUUGUCAUGAGUUUUAAAAUUUAUUAGCAACUUUUAAAUAUACAACACAAUAUUAACUAUAGUCACAAUGCUGUACAUUUAUAUUGACAGAACUUAUUCAAAUAGUUUAUUUCUAAUUUUAAUGUAAAUUCUUCUGGCUUUCUAUUAAACAUGAUAGUAGUGGCUCAGUAGA
Messenger RNA from Artibeus jamaicensis (Jamaican fruit-eating bat), 6415 nucleotides. RefSeq names its product tumor suppressor candidate 1 (gene TUSC1). The transcript has a single exon. The coding region runs from base 266 to 853 and encodes 195 amino acids. The record is from RefSeq and is a predicted model, not a curated record. Lineage: Eukaryota; Metazoa; Chordata; Mammalia; Chiroptera; Phyllostomidae.